This is a messenger RNA of Sinocyclocheilus grahami, 1865 nucleotides long. Its product is annotated as gastrula zinc finger protein XlCGF57.1-like. The transcript has 5 exons. Gene Ontology annotation, biological process: regulation of transcription by RNA polymerase II. The record is from RefSeq and is a predicted model, not a curated record. Gene Ontology annotation, cellular component: nucleus. Bases 181 to 1527 code for a protein of 448 amino acids. Gene Ontology annotation, molecular function: RNA polymerase II cis-regulatory region sequence-specific DNA binding; DNA-binding transcription activator activity, RNA polymerase II-specific. NCBI's taxonomy places the organism in Eukaryota, Metazoa, Chordata, Actinopteri, Cypriniformes, Cyprinidae.
GGGAGAGUUUAAGAGGAGAUCAAUGAAGCCAUGACUGUACGCAUUUAGAUUUUUGGGGAGGACUUUUAUUUGCAUUCUCUGAAUGGCGCGUUCCGCUUGACGUCAUAAGCACUGCGCCCACGCUCUCUUCUACGUCAGCUGGAUAAAGGUCUGUGCUUUUCAGCAUUCAGGACUGUGAGGAUGGAGCUCAUUAAAGUGGAGAGUGUGCAUCUGACUGAUCUGCAGCCGGUCAGAGUCAAAGAAGAAACCCAGCAACACACAGAAGCGAAAAGUCACGGCCAGAAGGACAAGGACGAGGAUCCUCACAGUUUGGCAGCUCCGCAGAUGGAGAAGAGAGCCAAGAAGUCCUUCCCCUGCCUGCUCUGCGGAGAGAGCUACAAGCGUAAAGCAGACCUGAAGGAUCACAUGGGGAUUCACAGCGAGCGGCCGUACUCGUGUCUGCAGUGCGGGAAGAGCUACACGCAGAAGAUCAACCUCCAGAAUCACCUGCUGAUCCACGACGGAGAGAAGCCCUUCACCUGCUCGCAGUGCGACCGGAGCUUCACGCGCAAGGGAGACCUGAAGAAGCACAUCAGCGUUCACUUCGGAGAGCGGCCCUUCACCUGCCAGCAGUGCGGGAACAACUUCAGGCACCAGGUGAACAUCACCAGUCACAUGAGGAUUCACACCAGAGAGAAGCCUUUCACGUGCCUUCAGUGUGGAAAGAGUUUCACUAAUAAAGGAAACCUGAAGCUUCACAUGGGAACUCAUAUGAGAGAGAAGCCUUACAGGUGUGAUCAAUGCGGAAAGAGUUUCAUACGUCAAGGGUUUCUCAGUUAUCACAUGCGAAUUCACACGGGAGAAAAACCUUAUUUAUGUGAUCAGUGUGGAAGGAGAUUCACGCGCAGACGACUCCUGAACGAACACAUGCGAAGUCACACCGGAGAGAAGCCUUACAUGUGCUCUCAGUGUGGAAAGGGUUUCUCACGUAGUGAAAACCUCAAGAUUCACCUGAGAAUCCACACCGGAGAGAAGCCGUUCAGAUGUGAUCAGUGCGGAAAGAACUUCAUUCGUAAGCGACUCCUGAGCGAUCACAUGCGCAGUCACACCGGAGAGAAACCUCACGUGUGUGUGGAGUGUGGAAAGGGUUUCUCACUUAAAGAAAACCUUAAGUGCCACAUGAGAAUCCACACCGGAGAGAAACCUUACAGAUGCGAUGAGUGCGGAAAGAGCUUUCAAUUUAAAGGAAAACUUAACCAUCACUUACGAAUUCACACCGGAGCGAAACCUUUCACGUGCAAUCAGUGUGGGAAGAGUUACACGCAACCGGACAGCCUGACAUAUCAUCUGCGCUCUCACGCUGGAAUAAAGCCUUUUAAAUGCAAUCAGUGCGGUAAAGCGUUUAUUCUGGCCUCACAUCUGAAAAAACACAUGAAGGCUCAUGCGAAUGAGAGGCCUUACUUCUGUUCUGUUUGUGGAAAGACGUUUUCACGGCUGGACUGUUUUAAAAUGCACCAUAAAGUUCACACCGGCGUGAAAGCUCACUAGUGCUCUGAGUGCGGGAAGAGUUUCAGAAGAGCCGGAGACUUGAAGAUUCACCACAGAAUCCACACUGGAGAAAAACCCUACAAGUGCUCGCACUGCGACAAGAAUUUCAGUCAGUUAGGACAGCUGAACAUACACGAGCGAGUUCACAGCGGAGAGAAACCGUACCAGUGCCCUUCAUGUGAGAAGGGUUUCAGCUCAUCACGCACUCGACUGGUUCAUGUGAGAAAGCACUGUACAAAGUUGGCAAAGUGAGCAAUUUGCUGUAACCAAAAGAUGAAAUUUUCACCUAAUGCAGAAAAAGAUGCAGUUUCAUCUACGACGCAUGCAGGGAUUACGGU